Molecule: messenger RNA, 1314 nt
Organism: Didymosphaeria variabile
Lineage: Eukaryota; Fungi; Ascomycota; Dothideomycetes; Pleosporales; Didymosphaeriaceae
Exons: 2
Coding region: 1-1314 (437 amino acids)
Source: RefSeq, a predicted model, not a curated record
AUGGGGUCAGGUCAAUCGCUAGAGAAAGAAUUGUACCUCUGGAUCGAUGCCGUGGUCAUCAACCAAGCCGAUGCCGACGAGAAGUCACGCCAAGUUGCUAACAUGAUGAAUAUCUAUGAAAAGGCUCAUCACGUUCAGGUUUGGCUCGGAAAAGCGGCGACGCACACAGACGAAGCCGUCCAAUUCCUCUAUCGCUUAAUGGCAGACACCGACGGGAAGGAUAAGAGCAUCAGUGACAGUGCUCUUGACGGACUGCGAGACCUAUACUCUCGACCCUGGCCAACUCGUAUGUGGAUCCGCCAAGAAGUGUGGGCAGCGAAGGCUAUCUCAAUUCAGUGCGGCUCCUCGGUCCUACCUCUUGAUGUGUUCAAGGCUGGUGUCGUCUUCUCACAACAAGCCGGCGACAGCCCGAACGAGGGUGGCUCCGAUGUAUCUGAAGCUUCUGAUCUUGGAAUUUAUUCCUCACCGCAAACCCUGGAGUGGCUCCACAAGAAGCUCAUGAUUGCUGAGGCUCAGCUAGCCGCCAUCAGCUUCCUCACUCAGAAACUAGUAGGCCAGCAGUCCCCAGAAGAUCGUGCUGUGUCUGGUCUUGGCUAUAAAGCCAUGGAAGGUGACGGACGCGAAGACAUCUUAUGGCUUCUGUAUGAAUCAGUAAACUACGAGAGUACGGACAUCAGGGAUCGCAUCUAUGCUUUGAUUGGGAUGUGCGAUGAUCCGAAUAUUGAAAUCGACUACCAUAAGACCCCGGCUGAGGUGUUUACUUUUUUAGCCAAACACAUCAUUGUGCGUGCGCGAUCGUUAGGCCGCGUGCUCGAGCAGGAUUGUAAGUAUGGAAGUCAAUCCAAUAUAGACCUACCCUCCUGGGUCCCCGACUGGAGAACCCUGAGCUUUAUCCGUUACGAGCCGCAAUACGUUACGACAUACGACAUGAACAGCUCCUUCGACAGUAACAGGCCGCAGGCAUUGAUGAUAAAUGGCUUCCUGCUCGGUAAGGUGGAGGCGGUCAAGGCAAAGAAAAAGCAAAAACCAGACAUGCUCGUACACUUGGACUGGACCCGCAUACAUAAAAAGUUGAAAGGGUCAAAUCAGUUCCCAGGCUUUCCGGCCAAACUUCCGAGAGGGGACACAAUAACCUUCGGGUAUACACGCAGAGAGAUAAAGCCAGGCGAUAACCUUAUAGCCGCGUGUGGUAGCGACGAGUUCCUUCUUCUGCGUUCCUCUCCAAAACAUGAAGAAGAAACUUACGAAUUCGUCACUUCCGAUCUCAUGAGUAGAGAUAAAAGGAAGGAUAUCCGCGCAUCCUUGCUUAAGUAA